Molecule: messenger RNA, 6115 nt
Organism: Pecten maximus
Lineage: Eukaryota; Metazoa; Mollusca; Bivalvia; Pectinida; Pectinidae
Product: proteoglycan 4-like
Exons: 10
Coding region: 163-1641 (492 amino acids)
Cellular component (GO): cytoplasm
Source: RefSeq, a predicted model, not a curated record
CGUAGAAAUUUCAUGUGUAGAAAUUAAAACCCGGAAGGGGACUAUCAACCAGCCAGCAUCCAUAUAAAAUCAGCAACAUCCUCAACUUUAUUUUUCAUCGGUGCAAAGUUGCAUAUUCAAGGCUUCUAUUUUGAUUCAAAUCUGCACCCAUUUCUUUGCAAGAUGGUGUUACGAUUGUUCUACACAUCAGUGACGUCCACUACCGGGCUUCAAAAAAAACAAGAGCACAUCAAGCAGGUACUCUCCAGUCAGAAAUUUGAAUAUGAUAUGAUCGACAUUUGUGACCCAGAAAAUGAAGAAGAAAAGAAAUUCAUGCGAGCAAAUGCAAAGAUUUCAAAGCCAGGCAGUGUUCCCCUUCCUCCUCAGAUAUUUAAUGAUGACACAUACUGUGGGGACUAUGAAGAUUUCUAUAAUGCAGUAGAAGAUAAUACUUUAAAGGUGAUGCUGAAGCUGGAGGAUCAUGUGUCACAAGCUACAAUCACUCUCUCGGAUGAUGAAGAGGAAAAGAAAGACGAGGAAAAAACUCCCUUAAUAGAGGAUGUUGCUAAACAGGAUGAGGAGGCAGAAAAGACUGAAGAGGGAGAAAAAACUGAGGGCACAGAUGGUGAGAAACCAACUGAGGCUUCAGAGGAAAGUUCAGAGGUCAAGGCUGAAGGCAGUUCAGAGGACAAAGCUGAAGACAGUUCAGAGGUCAAGGCUGAAGACAGUUCAGAGACUAAGGCAGAAGACAGCUCAGAGGCAAAGGAUGAGGCUGUCACCGAGGAAACAAGUGACGAGGCCAAACCAGCUAAGGAGGAGGAGAAAGCCGUCGAGGAGACUGAUAAAACAGAUGCAGAUUCUGAAGAAAAAACAGAUGAGAAAGUCGAUGAUAAAGAAACUAAGGAUGAAACAGUAAAAGAAAAUGAUAAUGCUGAGGAAGAAUCUGAUAAAUCUACUGAACAAGUAUCUGAACCAGUUACUGAACAAGUAUCUGAACAAGACAUUGAUAAAGGUGAUGAUGAUAAAUCCGAGGAUAAAUCAGAUGAUAAAGUAAAUGUAGAAACAUCGGAUGAGACUGAUAAGAAAGAAGAGGAUGUGGUAAAUGAUAAAAAGGAGGAAGGAGACGAUAGCACAUCUAAGUCCGAUGAGGAACCUGAAGAAAAAGUGAUGAAAGAGGCUACUCCAGAACCUCCAAAGGAACCAACUCCCCCUCCUAAAGAGCCAACACCACCUCCUAAGGAACCAACGCCUCCGCCAAAGGAACCAACACCCCCUCCUAAGGAACCAACACCACCUCCUAAGGAACCAACACCCCCUCCUAAGGAACCAACACCCCCUCCUAAGGAACCAACACCACCUCCUAAGGAACCAACGCCUCCACCAAAGGAACCAACACCCCCUCCAAAAGAACCUACACCUCCGCCUAAACAGCCUUCUCCAGAACCUGUGGUUGACUGGGAACCCGAGGACAAUUCUUUGGAGGCUAGGAGGAAGCGGAGAGCAGCCGAGAGGGCAGCAAAGGCUUCUGCUGCUGGGGAGGAUGCAGAAGAGGAUCCAGCAGAGAGGAGGAGACGGAGAAGAGAGGAACGUGAGAGUGAAGAUACGAGUGGGGAGUCUGCAGCUGAGAGGCGCAGGAGGAGGAGACGAGGCUACGAUGACUAGACAUUGACAAAGGUCAAACCAGAUGAAGAGCAGCAGCAAGUUCAAGAGUAAAUAUAUAGAUGUGUAUGGCCAACAGAUCCCUUUGCCUUUCCAUGUCUCCAUGUUACGCAAUCCCUGCCAGAGAUGGACUCUCAGAUUCCGUAGACUAGAUCCAAUAGGCUACAAAUGGAGAUGGACAAAAUGGCUGCACCAUGGUCACUGAACCAGAAAGGCACUGAAAAUAAGCUGCUUACCAAGCAUGUUUUAGAUGUUCAUUGGCUCUCCAGUGAUAUUUAGCUGUUAGGCAAUUUUGCAGAAUUUUUCCAAUGCAUUUUUAAACUGUCUUGUUUAUCAUGCUGUACUAUAUUAAUGUUCAAAUAAAUAUUUUUGGAGAAUGUGGACAGGGAUUGUUUAAAGGCCAUAAUACACCAAGCAACUUGUGUUCAUCUUUCAAGAGUUUAGAGAAGAAUUAAUAUCUUUUGCAUUCAAGUAUCGAGAGCUGAUUUGUUUACUUGUUGACCUAACCAGCCUUUUAACCACUAGAUAUAUAUAUUUGCAUCUGAGGUACAACAAAUUUCAAUAAUAAGGUUUUGUGUAUUUCCUUAGUUUUCAAUUAUGUUUAUAUCAUGCUGUACCUGAUUGUUAUUGUAAGAGAUUAGCCAUAUUUGAAUGCACAUGGAUUGUUUGUUGAGUGUGUUUUGCCACCAAAUGAUUUCUGAUAGGUUGAUAUAUGUUUGGUUUUUCACAUGAUUAUUGAAGGAGUAAAAGAAAAUUAAAAAUAGGUUUCAUAUUUGUAAUCUGAAAUUGUUUAUAUAUAUAUAUAUAUAUAUUGCUCAAAAAAGUUCAGCUUUUCUUCUGGGCACUUGAUUUGCCAAAGGGUUUGGUACAAUUUGAUAAUCUCUAUAAAUAGUACUAGCCUCGUUGAUGAAGCUUGUAACUGGUGCUCUCAUUUCAGAUUUUUUUUUAAAUUCUAUUUUAUUUAAUCAUAAGUGCAUACAAUUCAAUUAUAUUUUUAAAGUUAAUUACCUAAGUAUCAUUUUUGGUGUAAAAUGACACAGAAAUAUGUCUUGAUUAAACAAAAUGCUUGUGACCACAUAAUACAAAACACUACCACCAUUCUAAGUAAUUUUUAUCCCUAAUUAUCUCCCUUGAAAGAACUCUCCAGUCAUGCAUAAAAAACUUUCAUUUUGCAAUAUUUAAUUUGUACUUUGUAAACAUUUGUUUAUUAAUGUUUUACCUAUGUUUGAUCUAUACCGCUGUCUAUAAUUAGUACAUAAUAUACUAUGUAAAUGAGUACUGCUAUCUCACAUGACAUUUUAUUUAUUUUUGAAUUGUUUUGUUAACCCUAUACUGUGUAUCCCUAAUGGUCUGUUGAUUUUUCAUUCCAUGUAUCAUUUCAAUGAUGUAAAAUAUUUCUGGAGUGUGAAAUAUUCAAUAGAUUACGAGCAUUGUAGCAAGAUUAGAAUUGUAUUAUCUCAUUAUAAUGAAUGUUUGAUAAAAUUUUGAUUGAUCAAGCUUUGCUGUUAUGCAUGUAAGUUUAAUGUUCUGUAGUGCUUUUGUCAUGUGCUGCUAUCUUCUCAGAUAAUGUAUGUGUGUAGUCUGAAGUAUUUUUGGUUAAAAGUACACUUGAAAAAUUACCAUGAUAAAUAAUGUUACAAUGUGAUUAAAUCCAGGAAAAAAGAAAAGAAAAAGAUUUUUUUUUUCUGAUAUCGAUAAUAGCUUGCCAGAUCCUUAUUACCACAAAAUUUAAAUGUAGUCUAUACAAACAUGAAUAUGUAAUCAAUAUUAAAAAUUAUGAAUAUGUAUAGAAUUAUGUAGUUAGUAUAAACAAUAAUAUUAAUAUUAUUGAUAUGCAAUUUUCUUCUUUAAAUGACAAGGCGAAUGAAUAAAACAUUACCAGGUACAUUGUAGUUAAAACUUAGAUUUAUACUAGUCAUAUAUAGUGGUAACAGAAUGUGUCAGGUCAGUCCAUCAUCUAACUCCCAGUAUUAUCACCCUAUAAUUGACGGUACAUCUAUUCAAACAGUAUCUGCACUAAUUGUACAAACUUCUAUAUACAUAUUCAUCAGCUAGAUUUGCAUAUAUAUGCUGCCACAAUGAAAUCAAAGACAGACAUAUCUUUUUAUAUUUCCUGCAAUAUAGACCAUAUACUGCAUUAGCAGUCGUCAAUCAAAAAUUCAAUUUGAUGUCGGGAGUUAUCUCCCUUCUCCCAACAUUGUAUAUUUGUAUUUUUUAUUGGUAUAUUUUUGGCAUUUUGUCCAGAAGCAAGUGAACAAUACUCUUCUGAAACCAAGAAAAAGACUUCAGACUUAAAACCAUAUCAUUCUAGCGAGAUCAGCGGUUUAAAAAGUUUUGAUUGAUGUAUUUUGUUGAUGUUUUAUGUUACCUCUGUCCACUGUAAGUUGAGAUGAACCAGUAAUAGUGCAAUAUCCCUUCUUACUCAUGUUGUGUUACACGUCAUCGUGGCAACCUUCCAACCCAUUGGAAAACUUUUAAGGCCUGCUUUAAUAUUUGUCAGGAAGGGGUCGAUCCUUCUGUCUACAUGUAAGAACAAAUAUACCAGUCUGUCCUUAAUAAAUUUAAGUAAUUUUCUUAGGAAAGAAGUUUCGUUUUUUAAGAACGAGUUGUAGACAUGCUCUGAAUGAGAAAAAAAUAAUUUUGGAAUUGGUAUAAUGAUUUAUAUCUUGCAUUGAUAAAGUCUUCCUGGGUGAAAUUACACACUCUUAUCAAAGGAUGUACAGAAAUUAAAAUGGCUCGUGAUGUAGUUUGUAGUAAAAUUCUGUAGUUUAACCCACCUAGUCAAAAAUACCUGAAUUUUGCAGUAUAGUUUCUGUACAAAGUGAAAGUCGUGUAUUUUGGACUAAGUCCCCACCCAGGUAUAGUUGUAGUGCUGUUUAGAUAGGCUUACUCAGGUCAUAAAAUACAUUCGGUGCUACAUGUAUUUUCUUUUUAUGAUGAUGGUUUCCAAAAUAGCAUUUUACAUAUUUUAUUUGCACUAGUAUGUUGUGAAUCUUUCCUUCCUACUUAACUCUCAUCCUGUUGUGACCCAGGCCAUUGAGAGGACGUUGAACCCCACAAACAAAACCUACCAAACUCUCAUUCUGAAUCCUGUACAUGUAGUCAAUCUUCAGCUUAUCCUCCAUUAGAAAUGAGUACUAAAGGAAUUAUGUAUGAAACCUUUGAUGUUUGUUUUGAUAUUACACCAUAUAGCUGUAUGUGUGGAUUGGGAAUCAUUUCAGUAGAUUUAUUUUGUGAAGCUUUUGUAACCAAAGUUUAGUUUGCUUUAAGGCAGGGAUCAAAACAUAAUUUAGGAAGUUUUUCAAAAAAUAAUUAUCAAUACAAAUCAAUAGUGCUAUGUUUAAGUGUUGAACAGUUAUAAUUCCUUACAAACUUACAACAUUUAUUUUUAACAAAAUUAAAAUUCCUUUACAAUUGUAAUGUGACCAUGGGUAUUAGAUUUAGGUACAAUUGUAAUGUGACCAUGGGUAAUAGUUUUAGGUACAAUUGUAAUGUGACCUUUGGUAUUAGAUUUAGGUACAAUUGUAAUAUGACCUUGGGUAAAAGUUUUAGGAACAAUUGUAAUGUGACCAUUGGUAAUAGUUUUAGACCUGAGAGUGUAAGCUUUGUGAGAACAGAAAUAGGUUCAAAGCAAGACAAUCUUUACUGUGUACAACAUUCCAGGCAGGGAUGAAAUAGAUUUGUUAACAUCUUUACAAAUCAAUUGAUAUCAAUACUAUUGUAGUGAAUAGUCCCAUACCAUCUUUUAAAGGUGGAUCAAACAAACUGUCUCGGAUUAUUUUAUCCUUCUGUCCGAAGUACUACCCUAAUCACUUACAAUUUCUGUUAAAAAAUCUGGAGAAAAAAUAUGUGCACAAAAGCAAAACCUUCUCUGUCUAUCCAUGUACAUACUCUGCUUUUAUUACCGUGGGUCCUUAAUAUCUUCACUAGUAAAAUGUAAAAUAUCCUGGCCUUCAUCAUAUUUCUUGCCUGUGAAAUAAGAUAUUAGAAUCGGUAUUCAGGGUGAUACGAGUGGGAUAUUGUUAAUGCUGUCUCUUUGUCGGCUUGCUUAGUUUUUCAACCCUCUGGUGUGCAAGUACCGUCUACUAGUGGUGAGUGAAUGAUAGGUCAUUGGGUCGGAAAUAUCGAUAAAAAUUGGAAUCUUUUUUCAUUUCAGUCUCCAGCAAUUUUUAACAUGAAUGUGAUAGUAUGAUAUUAACAACCUGGCUGAAUACUUAUACACCAAAAUGCAAAUAUAUAAAGGUUGCUAUUUCAUUUCAUAUAAAUGUAGCUUAUAGUCAGCUUUCCAUCUUGACGAUAUCUGGGACAUUGUGCUCACAGCUGAAAUGAAAAUGUUCUAGUCUUUAGAUGUAUUUCUCCGAGACUUUGAUUCGGUUUUCCCCCUAAAGUCACAAUGACAAUUCGUGUAUUCUUAUUAUUUUAUCAAAUUGAAACAUGCCAACCAGUGUGUAUUGUAUUAAUUAAACAAUGUACCAAA